UUCAGCGCGCUUGAUCGCGGCUUGGCGGCGGCCUUCCCGGAGACGCAGGAGGCGGCUUUGGCAGCCGUUGGCGUCGCGCGCGAUUCCAGGAGGCGGGAAACCGGCGAGGGCAGCUCGGAGUACUUCUCCAUGGAGGACCAUCUGGCGUCCAUGGCUGCCCGCAUCGAGCCCGUCACCAAGCUCGGCUGGGAGCUGCGGAAGGCGGCCGAAGAGCUGGUGCCCAUGCUGUGGCCUGGGGAGGCGGCGCCGCAAGACAUCUCCGGCCUCAUCUCCUCGAUGGAGCAGGCGCCGGACCGCUUCCUCGACUGGAAAGAGUCGGCCACGCGCGCCGGUGCCGAUAUGGCGCUGUCCUUCGUCCUCUCCUGGUACAACGAGGUGGACCUGGGGCAGCUUGAGUUCCGGCGAGCCGGCGUGGAGGACAAGCUCCCAGCCGACUUCAAGGCCGCCCGCCUUGCUCGAGCCAGCACCAUCGCCGACUUCGUCGACAAGACGCUCUUCGUCGCGGACCCGAACCCUCCUCCAUCCGAUGGAGAAUACCUGGAUGAUGAGGAGGCGGAAGGUGUGCCUGAGGACGACCCGGCCGCCGGCUCCACUGAUGCCCCUCCGGCUUAGAUUUCCUGCUUUUCAGUUGUUCUUUUGCAAGACAAUUUAUUAAAUCCCCGGGAUGCCGGGUGCAGAUGUAAGACAAUAUUAUCGCCUUUUAAUUAUGCCACACUUUAA
Messenger RNA from Lolium perenne, 720 nucleotides. RefSeq lists its product as uncharacterized. The record is from RefSeq and is a predicted model, not a curated record. NCBI's taxonomy places the organism in Eukaryota, Viridiplantae, Streptophyta, Magnoliopsida, Poales, Poaceae.